GAGAUGAUAUAAAUAGAGAUGAUAGAGAUAAAGACACUGAUGUAAAGAAUUGUCAUUUUGGUUGUUCCUUGUCUUCAGAAGCUGCUGCAGCACAUGGAGGAGAGGCUGGUUGGCUGUUUGUCUCUUCGCUGCUCCAUCGGUGUCCACAGAGACAUCAGAGAUGCUCAGAGACACAUGAUCGACAGCGUCCGUCCUCUGCUGUCCCCGUCCGUCCACGAGCAGCUCUCCGCUCCCUCAGCCUCCUUCGACUUGAGCUACGCCCUCGGCCUCGUGGCCCUGUGUGCAGACUUCCAGGAGAACAUAGAGUUCCAGUUCUCUCUGGGCUGGACGGCGCUCGUCUCUCGCUUCAUCGGAGCCUCCAACGCCAAGCGGGCGCUGAGCGGCCCCGGCCCCCGACUGCAGGAGAGCUCCACCUUCAAGGACCAGAUGGUGGUUUACAUAGCGACGGGUCUGGUGUCCGUCACCUCCAGAGCGUCCAUGACGGUGCUGGUGAUCGGUGGAGUG
Messenger RNA from Anarrhichthys ocellatus (wolf-eel), 504 nucleotides. RefSeq names its product mitofusin-2-like. NCBI's taxonomy places the organism in Eukaryota, Metazoa, Chordata, Actinopteri, Perciformes, Anarhichadidae. The annotation marks the transcript as partial. The record is from RefSeq and is a predicted model, not a curated record. The transcript is spliced from 3 exons.